This is a messenger RNA of Abrus precatorius (Indian licorice), 2452 nucleotides long. RefSeq names its product WD repeat-containing protein LWD1. Gene Ontology annotation, molecular function: protein binding. Gene Ontology annotation, cellular component: nucleus. Lineage: Eukaryota; Viridiplantae; Streptophyta; Magnoliopsida; Fabales; Fabaceae. The record is from RefSeq and is a predicted model, not a curated record. The transcript has a single exon. Bases 109 to 1161 code for a protein of 350 amino acids.
AGGAUUGGAUUGGUCCUCACUCUCACUCUUCUCUACUUCUGAGAAAUUGAUUGUUCCUCCUCUUCUUCCCCUUCGCUGCUUAGUCCUAAUUCAUUCACAGAGACGAGAAUGGGCGCGAGCAGCGACCCCACCCAAGACGGUUCAGACGAGCAACAGAAGCGUUCAGAGAUCUACACAUACGAGGCACCAUGGCACAUCUAUGCCAUGAACUGGAGCGUCCGUCGCGACAAAAAGUACCGUCUCGCCAUCGCUUCUCUCCUCGAACAGUACCCUAACCGAGUCGAAAUCGUCCAACUCGACGAUUCCAAUGGCGAGAUCCGCUGCGACCCAAACCUCUCUUUCGAACACCCUUACCCUCCCACAAAAGCCAUCUUCAUCCCCGACAAAGACUGCCUCCGCCCGGACCUCCUCGCCACCUCCUCCGACUUCCUCCGUGUCUGGCGCAUCUCCGAUCCCGACGAAUCGAAACCUCAACGCGUGGAACUCAAAUCCCUCCUCAACGGGAACAAAAACAGCGAGUACUGUGGCCCCCUCACCUCCUUCGACUGGAACGAGGCCGAACCCAAACGCAUCGGCACCUCCAGCAUCGACACCACCUGCACCAUCUGGGACAUCGAGAAGGAAACCGUUGAUACCCAGCUAAUUGCUCACGAUAAAGAGGUCUACGACAUCGCUUGGGGCGGCGUUGGCGUUUUCGCUUCCGUUUCCGCUGAUGGCUCCGUUAGGGUUUUUGAUCUCCGUGAUAAGGAGCAUUCCACUAUUAUUUACGAGAGCUCUGAGCCGGAUACGCCGUUGGUUCGGCUCGGCUGGAAUAAACAGGACCCACGCUAUAUGGCUACGAUUAUUAUGGAUAGUGCUAAGGUGGUAGUGUUGGAUAUUCGCUUCCCCACGCUUCCUGUGGUGGAGCUGCAGAGGCAUCAGGCGAGUGUGAACGCUAUUGCUUGGGCGCCGCAUAGCUCUUGCCAUAUAUGCACCGCAGGGGAUGAUUCCCAGGCUCUUAUUUGGGACCUCUCUUCCAUGGGUCAACCCGUUGAGGGUGGACUUGACCCGAUUCUUGCUUACACUGCUGGGGCAGAGAUUGAGCAGCUUCAGUGGUCGUCUUCGCAGCCUGAUUGGGUUGCCAUUGCGUUCUCCACAAAGCUUCAGAUUCUCAGGGUUUGAUUAUUAUUCCCUCUCUGUUCUGUUCUGUUCUGUUCCAUAUAUGUGCAAACCGAAAUUGGGGGUAGGUUUUUAGAGUUGAAAACAUGAUACUUCUAUAGAGUCCUCAAGUCAACUAUUGUUGUUUUCCUUUUAUUGUUGGAACGUUAACCUUGAUGUUUCUGGCUUUAGAACUAAAAUACUCUUCCGAUUUAGUCCCUAAAACCUAGUGUUAGCUUCUCUCACAUUCUUGUUCGUUCUCUGGAAAAAUGACCUUAUAUGUAAAUGUUUUCCAUUUCGUCCGUGUUUCCACUGUGACUCAAUGAGUGUUCAUUCAAGGAAAGAAGUCUCUGCUGUAAUAGAUGGCAAAAGUUUAGUUAUGUAUUUUUUUUGUCGCUAACUAUUUGUUGAUAGAACGUUAUGGUAUGGCAUCAUUUGAUCCUAGCUGAUUCCACCUAAUGGGAAAAGGUUUAGUUGCUGGGGUUGUUGCUUAAGCUGUUUGGUUUUGGUUUGGAUGAUGUGUGUGUGUGUGUGUGUGGAUGUGCUGAUAUCUUCACAAUCUUUCUGGGCACCCUGUUUUAGAGAAAGCGGAUGCAAAAGUGACAUAAUUGGAGUACAGAGUGAGCUCUGUGGUACCGUUUCCCUUUCUUUUCUCCUUUUAUCUUUACAUUGUGAUGUGUUGGUUUCUCUUAACCUUACCAGGGUUCUAUUGUUUGAUUACUAGUUUCUUUUUUGUCUUUAGAGAAGCACAUAAAAUAGUAUUAGACAUUAUCUAUAACACAGGAGAGGUUAAAGCACUGAUAUUACAGAAUUCUCCAUUUAAGAAAUCUGUGUGAAAAGAUCAUAAACUAUAUCCUACUUCUCACUGAUUAGCCAUAGGAGUAAUGCUUGCCUGAUUAAGAAGAGAUCAACAGUUUCAAUUCAUUUUUUUAUUAUUCAAACGUUUAGGAUCUGUCAAAUAAAUGCAUUCAAACCAAUGAACUGAUGCUCUGCCCCAUGCGGGUAAAGAACCAACCUACCUCAUUCGACAUAUAUGAAACAAAAUAUUUCAUAUUUAUUUCCUCUUUCAGUUGGGAACUAUUAAAUUGUUGAUUGUUUUCAACCAAUGAUAUAAAUGACCGAUGGGUUUGGAGGCUGUUUGCAGUGAAAAAAAAUAAAAAAUCAAGUUAAUAAAACUCCUGUUGAAUUUUCCCUCAUGCAGCGGAAAUGUCUUUUAGGAAGAUUUCCUUGGAAAUGUCUUCUCCGCCUUUUUAAUGUCAUUGAAAUGUCUUCUCUUUGAAAUUCUAGAAAUUAUCCAUAUAUUUUUGUAAUCGUU